AUAUCCUAUGUGUUGUUAUUUUUAAACUAGUAAGGACCAUCUUGAAUUCUUCCUUCCCUUUUCCUUACUGUUUUUAUCCUGAAGUUGUACAAAUUAGAUUGAUGAGAAAACCUUCAUGUCUUCAACAAGCUGCAGUGUUAUGGAAAAACCAAGUAGCCAUGAACAAUUUCUCUUCAAGUGUCCUCGAUGUGAUUCCAUUAAUACAAAGUUCUGCUACUACAAUAAUUACAGUUUGUCUCAGCCAAGGCAUUUUUGCAAAUCUUGCAAGCGUUACUGGACUAGAGGCGGAACCAUAAGAAACGUUCCGGUUGGAGGCGGGUUUAGGAGGAACAAGAGGGUGAAACGGGAGCCGCAGUCAGCCUCCAUCGGGGGUGCAAAUCCUUCCUCGGCUUCAAAUGGAGCUACAAAAACUAGUACUGUCCAACCCAACCCUUUGCUGUACAGCCAGCCUACUAACCCAGUCGAGCUCAAAUUUUCAUAUCCGAGGAAUUCUCAUAGGAUUUCGGGAUUUAAUAUUCAGCCUCACAUUAAUGUAUUCUCAUCGGCUCUUAUGGCUAGUGAUCAUAUUCAACACAGUGACUGUAAGAAUGCUUAUAAUUCUGCUGAGCAAAUCCAAGAUGCUAUCAAUCCAAGUUCAGUUCUUUCAAGCACUUCUAUAUUUGCAUCUUCAACUUUUGCUGCCACUUCAACUCUGGCUUCUUUGCUUCCUUCUAGCCUUCAUCAACAAAAAAUCUUUUCCACAGGUUUGAAAGAUAUUCAAGAAGCUAAUAAUUUUUCAGGGUUGUCCCCUUUUGCAGAUAUACAAGCAAUGAACCCAAUUGAACAGAUGAAUUCUGCUUAUCUUUCUCAUUUAUGGAACACAACUGGUGUUGGUACUUGGCUAGAUCCUUCAAGCAUGGCUUCUUCUGUCCCUUAUCUGAUCUAGAAACUUAUUUUUCUGAGAAAGCUUUUUUUAAUGGUCUAUUUCUUUUAAUUUCUACUGAAAUCAGAAAUAAAAUACGACCUGAAUGGGAGAAGUUUGGAUCGAAGAGAUCAUGUCAGCAGCAAGAAAAUUCGUCCAGCUUAUUUGCGCUGAGAGGAACCUUGGAUCCUCUUCUUCUCACCGGCCAUGUUUCAUCAGCAACCACACUCUUGAGGUGGAAUUUGUUUUUAAUUACACUGUUCUUAAUAUGUAAUGUGUGUUCUGAAUAUGUCCAUUAGGUCUUUUGGUUCCUUUUUUAACCUUUUGAAAGGUAGGGUAUAAUGGUGUAGUGGAGAGGGAGACUGCUUACACAAUGUAUGAAUAAAACUGGAAGAUCGAUGCGCUGAAUUACCCUACUUAUCAGUUUGAAUAAAAUGAAUUAGCAAUGUAUAAAUUUUUCUUUUC
This is a messenger RNA of Olea europaea var. sylvestris, 1366 nucleotides long. Its product is annotated as dof zinc finger protein DOF1.4-like. The transcript has a single exon. The coding region runs from base 116 to 925 and encodes 269 amino acids. Gene Ontology annotation, biological process: regulation of DNA-templated transcription. Lineage: Eukaryota; Viridiplantae; Streptophyta; Magnoliopsida; Lamiales; Oleaceae. The record is from RefSeq and is a predicted model, not a curated record. Gene Ontology annotation, molecular function: DNA binding; DNA-binding transcription factor activity.